UCACUACUCAGGCUCUAAGAGGGGCAGCCUGUCUGUUUCAUGUACAAGGAUGUAUUUAAUUGUCAUAAAGACAUGAACUCCCUGAUAGGCAGCAGUCCGGAACUGGUUUGUGGGGUUCAAUUUCAUUCUAAGCCCAGCUUUGACUUGUUCAGUAAGAUGCCCUCUGGGUGAAAUGGCUUUCAGUAAAAGAGCACACAGAGCUUUUGUUUUACAAGGAAAAUGCUGCUUGUAACUCUUUGUCCUUCUGUGCCCCCAUGCAGCAGCCUGUUACUACACACACUGAUGGGGCAACAGUGACUUGUUGCUGCUGGAAAAGAACAAAAAUGUUCCUGUAGUGGAAAAGGCAACAGUUAAAGGUGAGGGGUUUGCCACGGCCUAGUUUCACAUACAAGUCACAUUUCAGUUUUUGCUGAUGCCAGUAACAUUAUCCUUUAAUUCAGAAAGCAAAACUUAAAAAUAACGCCAGAUAAACAAUGACAAAAGCACAGCCAGUCUAGGAAUCCACUCAACACAGUCAGCAACCAGGGCUUCACGUGGCCCCAGAGUUGAAGUAACACUGAUGCUUAGCAACAGGCGCUGUUUUGGACCAAAAGCAGCUGCAGAUGCUGGAGAACCAUGGUCUUCCUCAUGUGGCAGAUGCAGGCCAGAAUGGAAGCCAUGCAGCUUUACAGUUAGAAUGCACUGUUCAUUCCCCAUGGCCCAUCACAGUGGGUGGGUGUUGUGUUUUUUAGCACCUCGGAACAGGUCCAAGAGAAGCACAAAUACCUGCAAUCCACCUGUAUACAACAGGCGUGCAGCCAGGUCACACUUGUCACAUGCUUGCAUGGGGAGCACUGGUUUCUGAGGGGCAAGCCUACAUGUGAUGUCAUAAAUCAGUGGCAUCAGUAGAACCACUGACGUCAGGGCUCCAGGCCCGUGUCAGCUGCUUGUGCUGCCCCCAGGUGGAGUGGUGGCAGGGCAGUGCUACCAAGAAGCACGUCCAGCACUCGCUGCGUGAAGUCGCAGCUGGACAGAAUAAGUCCCCAAGAAUGGCAGCAGCGGGCACAAGUCAUAUGAAAUCUGAAAGGGACAGCCAUGUAUCUGCAACCGAGGGUAGCGUCAAGGCCAGGAAGGAAACUAAAGCAGUAGUUUUAGACAUUGGCACAGGUUAUUUAAAGUGUGGCUUUGCAGGGGAACCAUGGCCUUCUUGCUUUGUUUCAUCUAUGGUUGCUAAGCCCAUAUGGGAGACCGGGAGAAAUCAAGAAGAAACCUUUGUUGGAAGAGGGCUUCAGAACAGCAGUAUACCCUUCACCUUCACCAACCCAAUAAAACAUGGCAUAGUGGAGGACUGGGACUGUGUCCAAGAUACUUUGCAGUGUAUCUUUCAGGCAGAGUUGAAGAUACAGCCAGAGAACCAUGCUGUUCUGGUGUCAGUGCCUCCCCUGUGUUCCAUCAUGGACAAGGGAAAAUAUGCUGAGAUCCUGUUUGAAGGACUUUGCCUGCCUGCCAUCCACAUUGCCUACCAGUCCCAUUUAUCCAUGUACUCUUAUGGAAAAACCUCAGCUCUCGUGGUGGAAAGCGGCCAUGGAGUUUCACAUGUGGUUCCCAUCUAUGAAGGUUAUAUUUUACGUAGCAUCACUACGACAGUAGAUUAUGCUGGCUUGGACGUCACACGUUAUCUCAUGCAGUUACUAAACGAGUCUGGAAACACAUUUACAGAAAACCAGCUAAACAUCAUACAAGAUCUCAAAGAGAAGUGCUGUUACACGUCUCUGGACCUUACACGGGACUUGAAUUUGCCUCAACAAAUAGAUUAUGAGCUGCCUGAUGGACACCUUAUCACUGUAGGCAAGGAGAGAUGCCUUUGUGCUGAAGUGCUCUUCAAACCAGAGUUAUUUGGCUUACAGCAGCCAGGGCUCUUGCAGCUGACACUCAACUGUCUCAAGAAGUGUGAUGAGGACAUCAACAAAAAAAUGGUGGGGAAUAUCCUGCUGUGCGGGGGCAGCACUAUGAUGGAGGGCUUUGCCAACCGCUUCCAGAUGGAACUGGCCAGGAUGUGUCCCAACGACAACAUCAUCACAGCAGUGUCCCCUCAAAGAAGGUGUUCUGUCUGGAUUGGGGGGUCUAUUCUGGCCUCGCUCCACUCUUUCCAGGAGCUCUGGGUUCACAGGAGUGAAUAUGAAGAAUUUGGUCCUUCCUGCAUUUUUAAAAAGUGCUUCUGAGGAAGACACUGGAUUGCUUUAGAAAGACCAGCAUUGACAAAGGGUACCUGAAUCAAUCCAACACCACAUCCCUUCCACCCAUUGCUGUAAUGAAGAGAUUUCUGAUGCACGUGUAUUAUUCUUGUGAUAUUGUAUGCCUAAAAUAUCUUGUGGGUUUAUGUAUGUAUGUAUGUAUGUAAUGAAGCUAGACAGCAGAAAGGUGACAAACUU
Columba livia (rock pigeon) is the source of this 2411-nucleotide messenger RNA. Its product is annotated as actin-like protein 7A. Lineage: Eukaryota; Metazoa; Chordata; Aves; Columbiformes; Columbidae. The record is from RefSeq and is a predicted model, not a curated record. The coding region runs from base 1029 to 2201 and encodes 390 amino acids. Gene Ontology annotation, cellular component: nucleus; cytoplasm. The transcript has a single exon.